This is a messenger RNA of Suillus fuscotomentosus, 3216 nucleotides long. Its product is annotated as NAD(P) transhydrogenase beta subunit-domain-containing protein. Gene Ontology annotation, cellular component: mitochondrial inner membrane. The transcript is spliced from 19 exons. Gene Ontology annotation, biological process: NADPH regeneration; proton transmembrane transport. Bases 1 to 3216 code for a protein of 1071 amino acids. The record is from RefSeq and is a predicted model, not a curated record. NCBI's taxonomy places the organism in Eukaryota, Fungi, Basidiomycota, Agaricomycetes, Boletales, Suillaceae. Gene Ontology annotation, molecular function: NAD binding; NADP binding.
AUGUCCAUGCUGGCUUUCAGGCCGCCAGCAGCGAGGCUGGGCUGUCGGCCACUUUACACUUCAAAGCGCAGCAGCCUCCGAUCACUCACUUCAGUACUAGUGCUUCGCUCAUUUUACUCGUCACCGAAUAACGCAAACAAAGCCAAAGCCGUUCCAGAGGCACCAAAGGUUUCUGGCAUCCCUUAUACGUCUCUGACAGUCGGAGCGCCGCGAGAGAUAUUCCCGGAUGAGCGACGGGUCUCUCUUACGCCUCAGAACGUCACCCUCCUUAGGAAGAAAGGUUUUGCUAAUGUUCUUGUCGAGAAAAACGCUGGUGCACAGGCUCAGUUCCUGGAUGAAGAAUAUGUCGCAGCCGGAGCUGCUAUCGUAUCUCGAGAUGAGCUUUUCGAUAGAACGGAUAUCAUGCUCAAAGUACAAGCACCAUCCGUUACUGAAGAGGCCAAGGGCAUGAAGGAGGGAAGCACAGUCAUUUCGUUCCUAUACCCCGCAAAGAACAAGGCCGUGGUAGAUGCGCUGGCUUCACGUAAAGUUAAUGCAUUUGCUAUGGAUAUGAUUCCUCGUAUUUCUCGUGCUCAGACGUUCGAUGCGCUGAGCUCGAUGGCAAAUAUUUCUGGCUACAAGGCUGUAUUAGAGGCCUCUAAUCACUUUGGAAGAUAUCUUACGGGUCAGGUUACCGCAGCUGGGUCAGCCUCAACUAUUCCACCUGGUAAAGUUCUCGUCAUCGGUGCAGGUGUUGCUGGAUUGAGUGCCAUCGCUACUGCCCGUCGGCUUGGUGCCAUUGUUCGCGGUUUUGAUACACGGUCUGCAGCUCGUGAACAGGUACAGUCUCUUGGUGCAGAGUUCUUGGAAGUCUCCAUUGAGGAAGAAGGCGGAGGCGCCGGUGGUUAUGCGAAGGAAAUGUCCAAGGAGUUCAUCGAGGCUGAGAUGGCGCUGUUCUUGGAACAGUGCAAAGAGGUCGACAUUGUCAUCACUACGGCCCUCAUUCCUGGCAAACCUGCACCCAAACUGAUUCUCGAUUAUGCAACUAUGAAGCAGGGUUCGGUUAUCGUGGAUAUGGCAGCCGAAGCUGGUGGUAAUUGCGAAGCGACGGUUCCUGGAAAGCUAGUAGUGAAGAAUGGCGUGACGAUCAUAGGUUACACUGACCUUCCCUCACGACUUCCAACGCAGUCGUCUACUCUGUAUUCGAACAACAUCACCAAGUUCUUGUUGUCCAUAGGAGAGAACAAUGCCUUCAAUAUCGAUCUUACAGAUGAAGUCGUUCGUGGUUCUAUUGUUGCCCACCAAGGCGCUAUCCUCCCUCCUGUGCCCCGACCUGCUCCUCCUCCCGCAGCACGUCCCACUCCCAAGGCUGAGGAGAAGGUUGAGACUCUGGCUAUCACCCCCUGGCAAAAAGCUACCCGUGAGAUAGCUACAGUCACAGCUGGAAUGGGCUCCGUAGUGGCUCUCGGUAAGGUGACUGGCGCCGCUUUCAUGAGCAACUUCUUCACGUUUGGCCUUGCGGGUAUUGUUGGAUAUCGAGUCGUUUGGGGUGUCGCUCCGGCUUUGCACUCCCCCCUGAUGUCCGUUACCAAUGCCAUAUCUGGCAUGGUUGGUGUUGGUGGUCUGUUCGUCAUGGGAGGAGGAUAUCUCCCAGAAACCAUUCCUCAGGUAUUGGGCGCUCUCUCCGUACUCCUCGCUAGUGUCAAUGUCGCCGGUGGUUUUGUCAUAACAAAGCGGAUGCUUGACAUGUUCAAGAGACCAACGGAUCCUCCUGAAUACUCUUGGUUGUACGGUAUCCCAGCUGUCGUAUUUACUGGUGGUUUCUUGGCUGCUGCCAGCACUGGUAUGGCCGGCCUUGUACAGGCAGGUUACUUGACAAGCAGCAUGCUUUGUAUUGCUUCUCUAUCUGGGUUGGCAUCUCAGGCAACUGCACGACAAGGGAAUGCAUUGGGAAUACUCGGUGUCGGAUCGGGCAUCCUUGCCUCACUUCUGGCGGUCGGCUUCCCCCCUGCCCUGCUUGCUCAGUUUGCCGGUGUUGCUGCUAUUGGAGGUACAAUCGGUACCAUCAUUGGUCGCCGUAUCACGGCCACCGAGCUUCCACAGAUGGUAGCCGCUUUGCACUCCGUUGUCGGUCUCGCUGCCGUCCUCACCUCCAUCGGCAGUGUCCUUGCUGAUCCGUCUCAUCUCUCCACGCUACACCUGGUCACUGCCUAUCUCGGGGUUGUCAUUGGUGGUAUUACCUUCACUGGCUCCAUUGUCGCGUUCUUGAAGCUUGCUGGAAAAAUGGGCUCGAGACCGUUGAUGUUGCCCGGAAAGCACAUCAUUAACUCUGGUUUACUCGGAGCGAAUGUGUUGACCAUGGCCGCAUUUGUUACGGCCGCGCCAACAGUACCCUUGGUUGCUGCAGGGUAUCUUGGAGUUAGCACGGUUCUCAGUUUCAUCAAAGGCUUCACGACGACUGCUGCUAUUGGUGGUGCCGACAUGCCUGUUGUCAUCACUGUCUUAAACGCUUAUUCAGGGUUCGCGCUGGUUGCAGAAGGCUUCAUGUUGGAUAAUCCCCUCCUUACGACAGUGGGUUCGUUGAUUGGCGUCAGUGGUACAAUCCUAUCAUACAUCAUGUGCGUGGCGAUGAACAGAUCGAUAAUAAACGUUCUGUUUGGUGGCAUUGGCACUGUUGCACCGAGUGAGACCGCUCAAAUUGAAGGCACUAUCACGAAGACGAACAUCGACGAUACAGUAGAGGCUCUUGCCAAUUCCGAGAAUGUGAUAUUGGUUGUUGGGUACGGCAUGGCCGUCGCUAAGGCUCAAUAUCCUAUCGCCGAAAUAUGUGCUAUGCUGAGAGCGAAGGGUAUUAAAGUGCGCUUUGCUAUUCACCCUGUUGCUGGUCGCAUGCCCGGCCAGUGCAACGUCUUGCUGGCUGAGGCAUCUGUGCCUUAUGAUAUCGUCUUGGAGAUGGAUGAGAUCAACGAUGAUUUCGACGAGACUGAUGUAACGCUUGUCAUCGGUGCCAAUGAUACUGUAAACCCAAUCUCCCUUGAACCUGGAUCUCCGAUUGCUGGUAUGCCUGUUUUGCAUGCAUGGAAGAGCAAGCAGGUCAUUGUGAUGAAGAGAGGAAUGUCCAGUGGAUAUGCUGACGUCCCGAACCCUAUGUUCUAUAUGCCAAAUACGAAGAUGCUGUUUGGUGAUGCUAAAGAUACAUGUGAUGCUCUCAAGAGAGGCUUGGAGCAGAGAGCAUGA